Molecule: messenger RNA, 9018 nt
Organism: Paramecium pentaurelia
Lineage: Eukaryota; Ciliophora; Oligohymenophorea; Peniculida; Parameciidae
Source: the annotation of a GenBank genome assembly
AUGAUCGUUUUCCUGAUUAGUGCUUUUCUAGGGUACUGAUUUUAAUAAAAUUAGAUGUUGUAUUUAAGCAGCUCCUUGUUUUAAUUUUGAUACUGUGUCAUCUCCGGUGAAUAGAUUAUUAGAUGACAUGGUCAUUAGGGAUUACACAGACAAGAAUAUCAUAGGUUAUGGAAUGUGGCAUAGAUGGAUGCCUAUGUUAAAUACAACAGAACUUAAAAAAACUUCUUUGCCUUUUUUAUAAUUGAUCUAUGAAUUUGAUACUCUAAGAAAAAAUAUGUACACCAAGAUUUAUAUGAUUAAUGCACUUGAUGCAUAAGAAUUCUAUAUAGUUCUAGAAUAAUUUGGGGAAUAUUCUUUCUUAAACCAAUUUAGUUUGGAUAAUGUUAUGUUAGAAGGAAGAUGGGCUUAUCUUUAUUAUUGUUAAAAAAUAGACACUGGAGACUUUAGAUUUUAUUAUAAAUUGCUAAUAGAUAGUAAUUAUGAUUAGACAUAUGUUACCUCUGGAAUUGAAAUUGAUAAGAAAAAUAGAAGGAAAUCUGGAUUUUCUGCUGGGUUUACAACUAUAGUUCCAGACCAUUCACCAGGAUAUAUAUAUUUUGGUGAAAAAAGUGAAAUUCUAUUUAAGGAUGAAUAUUAUGAAGGUAUAGCUGAAUUUGAUGCAGCUUUGAGUGUGUCAUGUAGUUUUCCUGAUGCAUGUUCAAUUGGAAAUUAGAUACAUUAUAUGUUUGAUUAUAUUUAUAAUUUUAAUAAGUUGGGAGCAAAAAUGGAGAAUUUAUUCUAUGCUGAAGGUAAUUAUGCUGUUUCAUCAUGGAUUAAAUUGGAUUAAGUGAAUUUGAUUACUAAAAUAUCUUCAUAUACUGCUUUACGAUUAGCAUUAUUUGAUUUUUAUGCAGAUGAUUAUUUGUAAGGAGAUAGAUAAUUAUGGUUAAAUUAUUAAUAAGAUUAUGAGUAUCCUGAGAACACAAAUAUAUCAGUUCAUACUUUCUCAUAUACAUAUGCACAAUUGACUUUUUAUAAAACUAAAGAAGAUGAUAAAUGGAGUGUCAAAGGUCUUAAAUAUGAAGAUCAAAUUACUUAAUGGCAUUACUUUUCAUUUUAACAUGGAUCUUAUGUUGAAGCUGAAACAGGAUAUAGUAAUACGAAGAUCUAUUUCUAAUUUAAGGACUUUGAGAUUACAGAUUAUUAUGUUGAAAAGAAGAAUCAUUUUGCAACUCAAUUAUUAGUGUUGAUGGCAGGUAGAGAUAAAUAUGCUGAUGCCUUAAUGAGAGGAUAAAUGGCAUUUUUGAAACUAGAAUAUUGUUUUGGCAAUACAUUUACAAUGGUGAAAAGUAUGAUAAUUAAAUUUAAUAUUUAGAUUGCAAUAUACUUUGUAAAGAAUGUAUUGGUCCAGAAGUGAAUUAAUGUACAUCUUGUCAAGAUAGUCAAUUUAGAGUAAUAACAAAUAAUUAAUGUUAAUGUAAAAGAAAUUAUGUUGAGAAUAUUGAUACAAGUUUAGUUAUAUGUUAAAGUAUUGAUUUAUCUAUAUAAAUAAGGUUUUACUGAUAGAAUAGGUUCGAAUAUCUUUUUAGAAGAAAAUCAAAUCAAUAAAUGUUAAUAGGGAUAAUUUUUAAUUAAGAAUGGAAAUAUUUAAUAAUGUCUAAGUUGUCCAUCACCAAUGAGUGAUGUAUAAAUUUAAUGUGGAGAUUGCUAUAUAAAUAGUUAAAUUUGGUAUUUAAAUCCUAUUUGUACAUUUGAUUAUUAGGCAUACAAUUCUAAUUCAAAUAAUGCCUUUAAAUUAAUUGAAAGAAUGGAAAGUAAUUAUUAAUUAUUUACUAUUUCAAAUGAUUUGACUCUUGAAUUAUGUCCUUAAUGUUUAAAAAUAGUCACAGAUACUUCAUAAAUUGAUCCUAAUAAAUUAAUAACUUAAUUUCAUUUAGGAGUUAGAUCAUCUAUUUAAUGUAAGAGUUGCAGUAAAGCUGUAAAUAAUUAAUGUGUAGAUUAAAAUGAAAAUUGUGAUUUAUGUGAUUCACAAUAUAUAUGUAAAAAUUGUUAAGAUGGUUUUAUAUUGAUUAAUAAUUAAUUUUGUGGUAAGUGUCCUGAAAUUUGUACAGAAUGUACAUUCAUUGGAGAUGUACCUAAAUGUAUUAGUUGUCCAAUUGGAUUUUAUUUAUAUGAAGGUAAAUGCAUUUAGUGUGGUUGGAAUUGUUUAAUAUGUGAUUAAUAAAGAUGUUUUAAAUGUGUGGAUUAUAAAUAAUAUUAUAUCUCAUUAGAUGGUUAAAAUUGUUAUGAAAAUACAAUUGCUAAUUGUUAAAUUGCAUAUGAAGAAAGUGUUACUAAUUCUUCAGCUAUUUCUUUACUCAAAGAUUAUCCUAUUGUAUAAAAGAAAGAAGAUGUUAUUGUUAAAUGUGCAUUAUGUUCUACAUAAACAAUCAAUAAAUAAACUUCUUGUGUAAUUGAUCUUAAUUUACCUGUAUCAUCAAGAUAUCUAGAAUUAAAUGGCUAAAAUGUUCUUUUAAGUGCAACUAGUAUCCCUUAAGGAUCAUAUGAAUUAACCAAUUCAACAGACACUAUUUCUGAAUGUGAUGUUGAUCGAAAUUGCAAGAGUUGUUUAUUAGAAGAUAGAUUCUAUUAAGAUUCUUGGAAGGUAGAUAUUAAAUCAUUCUAUAAUACUUUAUAUGGUGGUGACUUUUUAGAUAUAGUAUUAAAGACAAGCGAUGGAGAUAUUAAAUGCACUAAUUGUUUGAAGGGAUAUGAUUAUUAUAAUGGAAAAUGUAUUAAAUCUUGUGAUUCUAAUUGUAAAGUAUGUCAAAUUAUUAAUUAAUAAGCCAUUUGUAUAUAAUGUACAGAAAAUACAAAUGGUUAAAAGUUAAGUUUGAGUAAUGGAGAAUGUAUUGAAUGUCCAUACAAUUGUGCAUUAUGUAAAUAAAGGGAUAAGGAAUCUCUAGCAACAGUUAAUCCAUAUUUUGAUCCAACAAAAACUGAUUUCAUUAAAUUCAGUCAUAUUUGUCUCAAAAGUUAUACUAUACCUAGUAUUCAUUUGAAUUAUGAUUUUGAUUUGGAUAAUUUUGUUGAAUGUUCUAGUGCAUCUACCUGUAAAUAAAAGGCAUUAAUAGAUUUAAAGUAUUAUUGCAAUAAAAAGGCCUCAACCAUUUUAAAUGGUUAUGAUUAAGAUUUGACUGAAUUCAAAUCACCAAUUUAUGAAUCUGAUAGUCAUACUAUAGUAUUUAAUUAGAAAGUUAUUAAAGAAAUGACUAUUAAGAUGAGAAUAGUUAAUGAUAAUCCUAAUUUAUAAUGCAAAUUACCUGAUAAUUUUUAAAUUGUUUCUGAAUUAAGAAAGAAUGUAUUCACUUUAAAAAAUAUUAAUCUUGAAUUUUAUGGUACAACAAAUGUAGUUUUUAAUGAUAACUUUAUUAUUACUGGAUUCAAUUAAGUAUUGUUAAAGGAUUUUACUUUGGCAAGUUCUUUGAAAAAUCAAAAUCUAUACAUUUAUGAUACAAUACAAUUUGAUUUAAUAUUGAAUAGUAUAACUUUGAAUGUUAUUGAUAUUUCAUUUUCUAUUGUGAUUGAAAAUGCUACUUCUGUUACUAUGAAUCAAUUUAUUAUUUAAAAUAGUAAAAUAGUCAAUUCAACUGGAAUUAUACAAUGUUUUGGUAAUCUAAAAUAAGAUGAUGUUUAAUUAUAAUUCCAGAAUAUUGAAAUUAAAAAUAGUUAAUUCAGUAAUUCAAAGAUAUUUUUAUUCAAAUUAUCUGAAAAUUACAAUAAUCUCAAUAUAUUAGUUCAAUCUGUAACUUUUACAUCUAAUAUAUUCAAAUUAGGAUCAUAAGCAUUUAGAACAGAUUUCCCUCUGAAUGUAAGAAUGGCUGUUGUUGAUAUUAAAUAAUUUACUUAAACAAAUGAUGAAUUAAUAGAAUCUACCUUUGCUAGUUUUGAAGGAGUAAAAAGAGUUAAUAUCAAUUAAAUGGUUUUAUAGCAAACUAAAUUGAGUAUUAAAAGUAGAUGGUUAAUUUUACCAUUAUUUUCAAUAAAUAAUUUGGAAGUAAAAAACAAUAUUUUGAUUACAGAUGAUGUAAUAUUGAUUUCUAAUAAAGCAUCAGUUCAAUAUUCUGAUGCAAAUGAUGGUAAUACUAUUGAUAUGCAAACAAUUAAAUUUGAAUUCAAUAAAUAUUUGGGUAAUAAAGCAUUCAUGGAAAUCUAUUAAACAACAUUUAUUGGAUUGGCAAUCACAAUUUAUGAUUUACUUAUUGAUUAGAAUGAAUUAUAUACACUAACUAAAUUACAAUAAAAAUACAUAGCAUCAGAAAAUUCUACAUUUUAUUUUGACAGCUAUGAGUUGACUCUUACAAAUACAAAAAUUGUAAGAAGUAAAACCUUUCCAGAAAUGGCAAUAUUAAAUAGUAAUAAAGUUCAAAUAGAUAAUAUGGAAGUUACCAGAAAUUCAGAUAUACUAAGAUUGUUGAAUAAUCGUUUAUCUUGUGUUUCAGCCAAUGCGAUACCUUAAGUUUAUACAACUAUUUUAUAUAUGUACAACAUCAAGGAGAUUGAUAUGAAUCAUAUAACUCUUCAUAAAAUCAAAAGUAUUAAUCAACCUCUGAUUUCUAUAAAAUCAUCAGAUAGAUUAAAAAUUAGAUAAUAGGAGUCAAUCAGAAUAAGAAAUAGCAUGUUUAGCGAGAAUCUAUUAAUUCUUAGUAAGAUCAGUGAAUUGUAAGCUAUAAUAUCAAUAAUUUCUGAAUAAAAUCAAAAUUUUAUUGUAGAGGAUUCUAAAUUUUUGUAUAAUUUUCAACAUAGUUACAUUUCUGAUUUAUCAUUUGUAUCCUCCUCAACAUUAUUAUUUUCCAGUCCAAAUUCAAGUGUUAUACUGAAUAGAAAUAACUUUGAAAAGAAUAUAGCUACAAAUGGAUAGAAUUCAAAUUUAGUAUUAAAGUGUAAUAGUAUUACUAUAACAACAUGCAGUUUUCUAUAUUCAAAUUAAUUGUAUUUUAAUGUGAUUUAAGAUAAUAUUGUUUGGGGACUAGAAAACUUUGCAAUUCCAAAAUAAGAAGAAUUUUACUAAGCAUUUCCUAUCAAGACAUUUGGAGGAAGUGCUUAUUUAUCUGCAAAUUCAACUUUAAUUAAAGAUGUUAAUAUCAUAGGAUCAAUAUCUUUGCUAGGAGGAGCAAUUUAUUUAUAACCUUAAUCUGAUGGUGUGGUAGAAUUCUAAGACAUUUUAUUUAAGGAAUGUAGAGCAUCUUUAGAAUAAGUUUCUAAUGCUUAAGGAGGAACAAUCUUUAUUGAUGCAGCCUCCUCUCGAAUAUAAGUGAGUAUAAGGAAUUGCACAUUUUUGAAUAGUUAUAGCAGAAGAGAAGGAGGUGUAAUUUAUGUGAUUCCAUCAAGUAGUGACAACAAGAUGUUUCUGAAAGAUGUAUUAAUUAGGGAUUCUUAUUCUAUUUACUAUUCCUUCAUUAAGACAUUUGGAUAAAAUCAAUUGAAUUUAGAAGCUUAGAAUCUCACCCUUAUAAAUUCUUUUGAAGGAUUUCAAUAGUAUUUGGGAUAACUCUAUUAAUUAUCUUAAUCAGAAAUAAGUGAUUAUCGUUUGAAUUAUAUCUUUUCAAUAAAAGGGAAAAUAACUUUGUAAAAUUCAAGUUUCACUGAUUAUAUGAAUGGUUUAAUAGAAAUAUCUUAUGGAGAAUUAAUAUUGAAGAAUGUUAUAGUAAGUAAUUAUAUUACAGGAAGCUAACCAUUAAUUUCAUUGUCAUCUGUUUCUGUUAUUAUAAUGUAGAAUGUGUAAUUUCUAAAUAUUUCAGUCUACAAUUUUAUUCAGAAUAUAGUACCUGAAUGUGAAGUAUCUUAUACUGCAUUAUCUUUAACUUGUGAUUAUUCUCAAACAGCACCUACAUUUAUAGGUAUAGAUAUGAAUCAAACCAUUAUCAAUUAUUACUCCAAUAUGAAUCUCAAAAAUGUACAAUUAGCUUAAGUCAAUCCAACAUCUUUGAUUUCAGUAAUGAAUAUUGAUAUGGAUCAUUCCAUUAUUAUUCAAGAUACAAAAAUUUAAUCUAUACUAUGUCAAAAAUGUACUGAAGGUUUGAUAUAAUUUGAAUUUUUGAAUUACUUUAAAUUAGGUAAUAGCAUAAUUACUUUUGAGAAAUUUGAAUUAUUGUAAUCUCAAUGUGGACAAAUGAGUUGUAUUGUUUUGAAAUAAUAAUUCAACCAAAAUCGAUUUAGAUUACUAGUUGAUGAUUCUGCCAAAAAUUCUCUUAUUUAUAGUGUUACUGUACGUAAAAGUACCUUUGCUAAUAACUUUGGUAGUUAUGGAGGAGUCUUUCAUGUAAAUGACAUUAAUAUCCUAUUUGAUGAUUGUAAAUUUUUAUCUAAUACUGCCACUGAAUCAGGAGGAGCUAUUUAUUUCAUUUCUAAACAAGCUACAUUAAAUAUCUAUGAUUCAGAUAUUAGUAGUAAUUCAGCUAAAAUUGGAGGAGCCUUCUUUCUUUAAAAUUAUACUCUAAAUUCACCAAGUGUUCUAAAUUUAUAAUUGAGAAAUAAUAAAGCUUUAUUGUUUGGUUAAAAUUAUGCAGAAUAUCCAAAUCAAUUGACUUUGUCUAUUAAUAAUGGAACCAAUUAUUUAGAAAAAGAAAGACUCUUUGCAAACUUAACAACAAUCAUUGAUGUUAUAACUAUAAAACCUUAUAAUAUAUCCAAUAAACAGAAGCAUUUUAUCACUCUUCCAAGUGGACAAGCCAUUAAUACAUAUAAAUAUUUUGAUGAAGAUUUAUAAUUAUACUUAUCAUAUAAUUUGACAUUUAGAAUCAUAGCACUUAAUAAAUAAGAUAAUAAAAUAUAGAAUUUAGAUGGUAGCAAAUGUUCAAUAUAUUCAAGGAAGAUAAACAUUAAUAAUUUAACUGAAAUCGAUCCACAAAAUAUGGAUAAUAUUACUAGCACUCUAAACUCUCCAUACACAAACUUACAAGAAGUAUAUUUUAAUACCACUUCUUAAGAUUAUAAUUUAGAUGAAAUGAUAGUUUAUUUUGAUCCGAAAUCAAAUUCAUAAGCUGUAUUAUAAAUAGAAUUUUUGUGUAAUUCUAUAAGAAUACCCAUUUUCAAUCCAGAACCUCCAUAUUUAUUAAAAUAUCAAAUUGAGAAUUACAGAUUAAGAGUUAAUGUAUAAUCAUUCGACUGUUAAGUUGGAGAAUAAAAAAGAGAUGAAGAUGGAACUUGUCUUGUUUGUGAUUCACAAUAAGAUUAAUAUUCAGUCAUUGCUGGAGAAACUUGUUAAGUAAAGGAUACUAUAUCAACUGAAGCAGUUACUUCUGCAAGUGUCAAACUUAGAGCAGGAUAUUGGAGACCCUAUUCAUAUAGUACUAAAAUUGAAUUUUGUUUAAAUAUGUAAAUCAAUUGUGAAGGAGGUUGGACUCCAGGAGAUGCUUCUUGUUUCUUAGGACAUAUAGGUGCUUUAUGUGAGUAAUGUGAUAUCUAUAAUAUAAUGGGGGAUGGAUAAUGGUCAGUAAGUGCAUAAUAUAAAUGUGGUAGUUGUGAUGAUGUGGGAGACAAUACACUUAAAGUUGCUCUUAUUAGUACAUGGUAACAAUAUUUUAUUUAUUUUAGGACUUUGAUUUCUAUUAUGCUUUCAGUAAAGAGUACUAUGGAAGCAGUUAAUAAUAUGAUAUUAAGUAAAAAGUUUUCGAAAUAUUUUGUUGAAUAAAUUAAGGCUGGUUAAGGAGGUAUCCUUAUAAAAGUGCUCACUAAUUAUCUCUAAAUUAUUGGAGCUGUUGCAACAUUUUAACUUUCAUUGCCAAGUGCUCUUACAAGUGCUUUUAAAACUGUUGGGUCUCCUGUAGAAUCUAUGAGUUAUUCAUUAGAUUGUUUUUUGAUCAAGAUUUCAGAUAUCAAUGUAAUGUAUUUUAGAAUGAUAUGGGCUUUAAUUAUGCCAAUCAUAUACAUUUUAACAUUUUUUAUUUUGUAUGGAAUUGCUAUACUUGUACGUUUAGCAGAUGCUAGUAAGAGUGCCAUUUCAACUACUUUUAUUUAUUUGUUUACUUUUUUAUAACCUACUUUACUUGGAGGUUUUGUAUCAUUAUUAUCAUUCAGACAAGUAUCUAAUAUCUAUUGGGUUUAAGGUAAUGUAGCAUAUAGAUAUGAUACUGCUUAACAUUUGAAAUGGGUUUUAUCUUUUGUAUUUCCUUCUGCAUUUACACUUGGUUUAAUCAUACCAGCUUAUAUGUUUUUGAGUUUGUAUAAAAUUAAAAAUGAUUUGAAUGAUGGAGAAAGUAGAAAGAAAUGGGGUUAUUUGUAUAAUGAAUAUCAACCUAAAGCAUAUUUUUGGGAAAUUGUAAAGAUAUUCUAAAAGAGUUUUAUCAUAUUAUUUUUGACAUUCUAUGAAGAUUUAAUUAUUAUCAAGGCUGCUUUAAUUUUCAUUAUUGUGUUCAUAUAUUCUAUGUUAACUAAGAAAUAUAAACCAUUUAAGUUGCCUUACUUAAAUUAUUUAGAUGAUAUGAGUACAUUAGUUUGUGGAACUUCAAUUGUAUUGGGAAUGACUCUAUAUUCAGCUAAUCAAUCUGGUAAUUAGGAAAUAAUUUGGCCAUUUUAUAUAUUUUUAAUAAUUAUUAAUGGAGUUUUUAUUGCAAUUCUCCUAUGGGAAAUUCUGUGGGCAUAAUUAGAUGGUUAAGAAGAAGCACUUGAUAAGAUAAGAAAUAAAUUAAAUGCUAAGUUUCCAGAUUUGUAAAAUAAAAAUUGGUUAACAAGAAAACUAUUAACUAAUAGAGCUGAAUAACGUAAGAGAAUUAAAAAGAGAUUUAAAAUGAUUAGAGAGUAUUUGAUGGGAAUAGUAAGAAAUUAAAAUAGAAAGAGGGAUCAUUUAUAUCAAAUAAAUCCAUUGGAAUAGACUGCAAAGUAAGAUAUUUUAGAGAUAUUUUUAAUAGAGAAAAGGAUGAUAAUGAAUCAUCAUCUCCUGAUAUCAAUCCAACAAUUUUAUCUGUUCCUCGUUUCUAUAAUAAGAUAUAUCCAGAAGUAUUUGUAGAUUAAUAUGGAUUUGAUCAUCAAUCUUAGGCUGAAUUAAGUAGAGUAGAAUGA